GGAGCCACAUCGACUGAAUCUGGGCAAGGGAAGGAGCCUGUUACGCGUCGCUCGGUCCCAGCUGCAGAUCCUGGAAGUGAAGGAAGAUGGGGUCCGACUGUUUGAAAGUCACCAAGUAUUUCCUCUUCCUUUUCAACCUUCUCUUCUUUAUCCUGGGUGCUGUGAUCCUGGGCUUUGGAGUGUGGAUCUUAGUCGACAGAAGCAGUUUCAUUUCAGUUCUGCAGACUUCAUCUGAAUCGCUAAAGGUCGGUGCAUACAUCCUCAUUGGAGUUGGGGCAGUCACCAUGCUGAUGGGGUUCCUGGGCUGUGUUGGAGCAGUCAAUGAGGUCCGAUGCCUCUUGGGUCUGUACAUCACCUGUCUGCUGCUGAUCCUCCUAGCUCAGGUUGCUGCCGGACUGCUCAUCUAUUUCCAGCGAGAUGCACUGAAAGCAGAAGUGUCCAUCGUGGUCCGUGACCUCAUUCGGGAUUAUGACCCUGAUAAUCAAGACAAAAAGAACAUCCAGGAUGCAUGGGACUAUGUGCAGGAACGGCUCACUUGCUGUGGCUGGACUGGGCCACAGAACUGGACGGAAAAUGAGAUCCUCCUGAACAAAAGCCUGACUUUCUACCCCUGCUCCUGCUUCAAUGGUUCAGUUGAUGACCUGCAUAAGAGUGGUUUCUGUGACAUCGCUACUAAUAAGACUGUGUCGGUUGCUGACUGGCCUGUUUAUACAAAGGGUUGCAUGAGUAGUGUGCAGAGCUGGUUACAGGACAACCUUGGCAUCAUCCUUGGAGUCUGCACAGGUGUUGCUGUCAUUGAGCUGUUGGGGAUGGUGCUGGCCAUUUCGCUCUGCAAGAACAUACACAGAGAAGAAUACAGCAAAGUACCCAAGUAAUGAGUCUUCUGACUGUGGAGCUACCCCACCGCAGAGGCACAAACAGAACAUUCCUCCUGCCCUCAUCCCCCUCAGACUGUCCCAUCACACUGACCAUUACUCCAGUGAGAUCCCAUUUCUCUCAAAACACGAGGAACUGUAGUGGGGCAAUACAAUAUGAAUCUUCUGGUGAUCAGGGCCCUGGGCAGCCCCUCUCCUGUCUCUGGAUAGUUCCUACUCUGUGAAGCGGGCCACUUAUCUAUCUUGCAUCAUAUGAUCUGAUCAACCUGAGAGGGCACGAAAUUUUCACUGCUAACUGCGUGUUUAACAGUCUCCUUCCCAUCUUUAUUCCCUUCCAGUCCAUUAGGCCUACAAUAGAAUAAUCCUCCUCCCCACGCCACCUCUCUUCACCACGUGAGCUGGGAAUCCAAUGAACCAGCAAGAAGACUGAGGGCUUGGCCUACUGGUGAUGAGUCACCCUUUGGAGUACAUUGUGGGUGAAAGAAUGCUUCCCUUCCGAUUAGCCUCACCUUGUCUUCUUCCUGCCCUUGCCCCCAUCCAACUCCGACUGAAUCUGAGCAUACAAUGUUCUAGACAGACACCCCUGGCUCCCCAAAAUCAUUCCUCCCAUUUUUGGAGUAAACCAAACGCUGCCUUCCAUGUAGCUCCCUUCCCCUUCUCAUUAGAUUAGAAGCCUCCUGGAAGGAGCCACGCCCACCCAUUCCAAGUAUGGCCCAUCCAGCAGCUUGUGAUGUCAUUGCUGAGCUGCUCUUGGAACAGAGGCAGAUGGGUUUUGGGCUUUGCUAAUUUCAUAGCCCCUUCUUCCAUCCCUAGUCCUCCCUUUCACUGGCUCCUGUUGGCUCAGUGGCACUUUAGAGACUGUUGAAUAGCACAGGUGUCUGUGGACUCAGCCCGGACUGGCUCUGCUGGGCAUGUUCUUGGGUUGCCAACUUUUAUAGAGGUGAUGACUAAUUAUUUUUCCAGUAUGCAAUCUACGAUUGUUAAUUCUUUGUUUUUAAUUAUGAUGUUAAGACAAAGGCAUCUGUAUCUUGAUUGCUGGCCAGGGAGGGACAGCUACCAUUGGAGUCCUGGUC
Molecule: messenger RNA, 1948 nt
Organism: Emys orbicularis (European pond turtle)
Lineage: Eukaryota; Metazoa; Chordata; Testudines; Emydidae
Gene: CD82
Product: CD82 molecule
Exons: 9
Coding region: 87-875 (262 amino acids)
Cellular component (GO): plasma membrane
Source: RefSeq, a predicted model, not a curated record